AUUGUUGUUGUCAUUUAUUUUAAACAAAAUUGAUAGGGCGCGUUGAUAACUCGCAGCGCUAAGCGCAAUCAGAGAAUAUGAACGUGCUGCGACAGCAGAGCGACUUGAUUACUGAUCGUAAACAUAGCAAGGCCGCAAAAGUCGGAACGCGCACUGCUCGUACAGUUGACUGUGACACGAGAAGCCAUAAGGUUGUAAGAAGCAGCCGGAAAACGCGCACCCACAACGCGAUACGGCAAUUACACAAUACUGUGCUACUUACGGAACUUUUAUUCGCAUUCGAUAAUUUAGCAAGUGCAUAGCCUAGUUAAAAUGAGCGCCAGUCUCAGUGUUUUCUUGCUGUUGCACCUAAUUCUGCUAUUGCUCAGCUUCGCCGACGCAGCGCGCAGCAUGAAUCGCCAGCAGUUGAAGACGAUCGAACGUUAUAUGGAUCCGAGCGCGGACCCCUGCGAUGACUACUAUCAGUAUGCGUGUGGUAAUUGGCAGCAUGUGCACCGCGAUGCUGAGUAUUACGAAACAAUCGGUCUCAUCGACUACAAAGUAGAUCAGGAAUAUGCCCUAUUAUUGAAUAGUAUACGUCGGCGUCGGCGUUUGCGGCAGGAACACGCGUUUGUACGUAAACUGCUCGACUACUACAAGUCCUGUCUAACAGUGUACGAUUACAUGCCACAGUUGUAUCUAGAUUGGUUGCAGGAGCACGAACAUUUGGUAUGGCCGACAGUUUUACCUAGUCAUUCCGCGAAACGACGGGGGAAAAUGGUGCGCUACGAUUGGCUGCAUAUGUUGGCCGUGCUACGGAAAUAUGGAAUGAACUCAGUUUUCAUCGAGGAGACGGUUAUACAGCGACGAGACUAUGCACGCGCCUCCGCCAUUGAUUUGGACAAACCAGUGCUAAAUGGUGGGUUUCAGCCAAUGCCAUAUAAGGGCUUCCUAUUGAUCAUGGAAUAUUUGGGUGUGACGAAUGAGGAACGGAAGAGCAAACUAUGGGAUGAAUUGCAUGAGUUCGAAACGAAGCUAAAGAGUUUAGAUUUUGUGGAGGACACAACGGAAGAGGGACAGGAGAGCGCGGCAGCACAGCGCGAAACUACCUUAGCAGAGCUGAAUAUGCCAUUUUUGACGCGCUACUUGGAUAUCUUGCUAGAGAAGCCGGUGGAUCCUUACAUGAAACUGACCAUACAAAAUCUGCCAUAUAUGCGCCUACUUCUUACCGUAUUGGACGAGCAUGAACCCGAGUUCAUAUGCCGCUAUUUGAUGCUGCGCUUUCUCUGGUAUCUAAAUAUCGACGGGCCGCGCAACUUUCUUAAAGGUGAUUGCGUCUCACAUACACGCAGUAUGAUGCCGCUGGCUAUGACCUGGCUGUACGAACGCCACAAUCCGGAGCUCAUUGAUGAAAAGUCACACAUUGAAGCGCUUUUUCAAAAAUUAUUGCAACAUUUUACACAAACACUACACAGCAAUGCCAAUCAAUUCGAUGGUCACAUCUUACGUUUCUUGCAAGACAAAAUUGACACGAUGCGCAUUAAAGUCGGCAACCUCCCACGCCCUGCCACUAGUCGGUUAGUGGAGGAGUUCUACGCUGAAUUGCAAAUUGAGGCAAAAGAUUUUUAUGGUAAUCACUUGCGCUUACUGCAACACUUCACCCGCGCCAAACAUAACCGCUUAAAUGAGUUACUAGCACAGGACGACUCAUUCUUUCACCUCGAGGAUCCCGAAACUGGCGCUAGCUCUUCACCAUACUAUCUGCUGCGCUCAAAUAUAGUUAUUGUACCGUUAACGCUGCUGCACACGCCUAUCUAUCAUCCACAAAUGCACGAGAUCUUCAAAUACAGUUCGUUGGGCUUCCUUUUGUCGCACGAGAUCACCCACGGCUUCGAUGACAGCGGCGUCGAGUUCGACAAGCGCGGCAAUAUGCGUGGCCCCUCCGAUCGCAUCAAAUCGAAUCACAGGUUCGAUUCCAAUUUGAGUUGUUUGCGUUUACGAAAUCCACAAAUUGUCGAUGAAAAAAUAGCCGAUGUCAGUGGGCUGCGUUGGGCGUACGAGGCGUACUUUCAGAGCAAUCAAAGCAAUCCGAACGCUAAUGUGCGCCCACUGCAUUUCACCAGCCUAUCACCGGAGCAUGUUUUCUUUCUGAACUUCGCACAGUUCUUUUGUGGCUCUCCCGUUACCAGUACACGGGACCUAGAGUUUAGUGAGCAUGGCUCGGAUAAAGAGCGUGUCCUAGAUGCGCUAGCGAACUUUGCCGAGUUCGGACGCGUGUACGACUGCCAGAUAGGUAGUCGCAUGCAUCCACCGCGAAAAUGCCAACUUUGGAGGUAGCAAAGGCAUGAAGAGAUGAACUCAACAAAUUACUAUGUACGCUUGUGUGUAUUAAAACUUAAUUAUUGUAUAUACCAAAAGUUGUGUUAGUUACUAUUGAAGUUAGUAAAACUAAAAUUAAGGUGUAAAUAGCAAAUGUUUAUAAAAUACUAAUAUAUAAUAUAAAUAUAAUUAAAAUUUAAAUUAAGUAAUUUAGAGCCAACGUAACCCAUCGUAAUUAUAUGUGCGUGUGUGAUGUUCAUCAUGUCAUUGCAAAAUGAUCAUAUACAGUUAUAUAUUGAAAUUAUACGAAUAAGCAAUUACAACUAUGCGCUAUAAAUAAAACAAAAGCUUUGUUUAAUCAAAUAAUAUAA
This is a messenger RNA of Bactrocera oleae (olive fruit fly), 2669 nucleotides long. RefSeq names its product membrane metallo-endopeptidase-like 1. Gene Ontology annotation, biological process: protein processing. NCBI's taxonomy places the organism in Eukaryota, Metazoa, Arthropoda, Insecta, Diptera, Tephritidae. The record is from RefSeq and is a predicted model, not a curated record. Gene Ontology annotation, cellular component: plasma membrane. Gene Ontology annotation, molecular function: metalloendopeptidase activity.